This is a messenger RNA of Dovyalis caffra, 1161 nucleotides long. NCBI's taxonomy places the organism in Eukaryota, Viridiplantae, Streptophyta, Magnoliopsida, Malpighiales, Salicaceae. The record is from the annotation of a GenBank genome assembly.
AUGGCUAUGAAGCGCGCUGCUACCUCUGCUAUCCGAGCUUUCUCGUCUCCUUCAUCAUCAGUUGGGAGUGUUGGCUCGUCAACUAGGCUUCUCCAUGCUUCUGCAGGAAGCAAAAAAAUUGUUGGGGUGUUUUACAAAGCAAAUGAAUAUGCUUCAAAGAAUCCUAACUUUGUGGGUUGCUUGGAAAGAGCUUUGGGCAUUCGUGACUGGCUGGAAUCGCAAGGCCACCAGUACAUUGUCACUGAUGACAAAGAAGGACCGGAUUGUGAACUUGAAAAGCACAUUCCUGAUCUCCAUGUCCUCAUUACUACCCCUUUCCACCCCGCCUAUGUUACGGCAGAAAGGAUCAAGAGGGCAAAAAACCUUCAGCUGCUUCUCACUGCUGGAAUCGGCUCUGAUCAUAUAGAUUUGAACGCAGCGGCGGCUGCUGGGUUAACUGUUGCAGAGGUCACAGGAAGCAAUGUCGUCUCAGUUGCAGAAGAUGAACUCAUGAGAAUCCUUAUUCUUGUGCGUAAUUUCUUACCUGGAUAUCAUCAGGUUAUCAAUGGGGAGUGGAAUGUGGCAGGUAUCGCCUACAGAGCUUAUGAUCUUGAAGGAAAGACAGUGGGAACUGUUGGUGCUGGACGCAUUGGAAGGCUUCUACUUCAACGGUUAAAGCCUUUCAAUUGCAAUCUACUGUAUCAUGAUAGACUUAAGAUGGAGCCAGAAUUGGAGAAUCAGACGGGGGCAAAGUUUGAGGAGAAUCUUGAUUCAAUGCUUUCUAAAUGUGAUGUAGUUGUCAUCAACACGCCACUUACGGAGAAGACAAGGGGGAUGUUUGAUAAAGAAAGGAUUGCAAAGAUGAAGAAAGGAGUUCUUGUUGUUAACAAUGCCCGAGGAGCAAUCAUGGAUACUCAAACAGUUGUCGAUGCCUGCUCCAGUGGACAGAUUGGAGGUUACAGUGGAGAUGUUUGGAAUCCGCAACCAGCUCCAAAGGACCAUCCAUGGCGUUACAUGCCAAAUCAUGCAAUGACCCCCCAUAUUUCUGGAACCACUAUAGAUGGACAGCUGCGGUAUGCUGCUGGAGUUAAGGACAUGCUUGAUAGAUACUUCAAGGGUGAAGAUUUUCCUCCACAAAAUUACAUUGUCAAGGAGGGCAAACUGGCUAGUCAGUACCUGUGA